AUGGGACGAAAGCACAAGUGUCUAGUGUGUGGCGACGGCUCGAAUUCGCUUCACUUUGGAGCACUCACAUGUCGAGCGUGUGCGGCGUUUUUUCGCCGAAAAGUGGUCUCAAAAAAAGCGGUGGUUGGGAAUUGUGAAAAAAAAUGCAAAAUUGACGCAGGUGUCCGAAAAUUGUGCGCGUUCUGUAGAUACAACAAAUGUUUGGCUGUCGGAAUGCAAAAAUCAGCUGUCUUCAUGAGAGUGAGCUCGUGUCAUGAAAUGCCGUCAUUUUUAGCGCCAGAGGAAUCCGAAACGGGCCAAAAAUAUGUGAUAUUGCAACGAUUGAGCGAUGCUUAUGAUCAACUUAAACAAAAAAGGGAAAUCAUUUUUCCAAAAAAGCUCGAUCAGCAACCACGACAAUCCAAUUACAUUGAAAUGAAUGAGGUGUUCUUUAAGGAUAUUGCUUUAAUAAUGAAGAACGUUGUGCCAAUAUUUGAAGUUUUUUCAAAACUCGCGCCAGAUCAGCAGAAAAUUCUAGUCAGCAAUUUUCUUUCUCCGUUCAUAGUUCUGGAAAAUGGUUUAAGAUCUAAAGAAAAUUUGCUAAUCCUUCCUGAUGGAAGUUACGUGGACCGUGAGAAAAUCGAUGAAUAUUAUCUGGAAUUUGAGAAGAAUGAAAAAUCGACGCCAACGAAACCGUCAAAAAUUCUCGGCCGAUAUUGGAAAAUUCACGAAAAAUCUAUUGUCUCGCAAUUGAAUUAUAUUAAAUUGGAGAGAUUCGAGUUCCUCUACCUCAGCGCGCUGAUCUUUUGGGAUACUGGAUUGCCUUCCCAGUCUGACGAAUGUACAUCAAUUUCUCGAACAAUGCGCCAAAAAAUUGUUGCCGAAAUGACAGAAUAUUACAAGAAUUAUGGUACCCAUUCUGAUAAUUGCUUACGCCUCGCGCAAGUUUUAAUGAUUCUUGAAACGAUUCAAAAGCUGAUCAACACGAUUCACGAAAUUAUCGAAAUUGCUCAACUUUACGAGCUCUAUGAUUUCCAUACGUCAAUUUUUGAGACAUUUCCCUCAAGUACCAAUAUGUCCAAAUAA
Messenger RNA from Caenorhabditis bovis, 1065 nucleotides. Lineage: Eukaryota; Metazoa; Nematoda; Chromadorea; Rhabditida; Rhabditidae. The record is from the annotation of a GenBank genome assembly.